AUGCCCUCAAUUAACCGCAUCAAGUUCCUCUCAAUCCACUACGCCUACAUCAUAUCCUGGACUCUAUUUGCCUCUGUUUUGAUAUACGUUCUGGGUGGAAUAAGCUAUAUCGAUGCGCUGCUGCUUGCAUCAGGGGCUGCAACCCAGAGCGGAUUAAAUCCCGUGAACCUGGACCGGCUCAGCAUUAGCCAGCAGGUUGUACUAUGGGCCGUGGCGAUGGUGACGAAUGUUGUUUUUGUGAACUCGUUGCUUGUCCUGUUUCGUCUGUGUUGGUUCCCAGGACGAAGCUGGGGCGGUAUCCCUGAGGCCAAGAUGCCUUUGUUGGGGGGCGUCCGUCAGGACAAGGGAUAUGGGACUAUCGAGAGGAUGGGGUCCUGUGAAGUAUCGAAUAAAGCAGAGAUUCAUGGGCCUGUUCGAUAUCAAACACGAAUCGAGUCGCCUUGGCAGUCUUUAACUGUCAGUUCCGACUGGGAUGAAGACGAGCUCGACGUUGAGUAUAGAGCUCUAAAGGCAUUGCUUUUCAUCCUAUUUGGGUAUUUUGUCAUGUUCCAUCUGAUUGCAGCAUCGGUCCUCGCUUUGUGGAUUCGUUUCAACCCAUUCUAUGGCGAACUUCUCAUGACCAACGGCAUUGACAGAUCGUGGUGGGCGAUAUUCACGGCCUCCUCUGCCUUCAACGAUCUGGGGUAUACCCUAACUGCAGAUUCUAUGGCGUCGUUCCGUGGAGCUGCUUUGCCCCUGAUUGUAAUGACCUUUCUGAUUGUGAUUGGGAACACUGGGUUCCCGUGCAUGCUUCGAUUCAUCAUCUGGAUGCUGUCCAAGGUUACACCGCGCGGAGGCUCUCUUCGUAAAGAAGUGCGCUUUCUAUUGGAUCGUCCUCGGGGAUGCUUUAUGUUGCUUUUUCCUGCUGCAGAUACGUGGAGACUUGUGGGCGUUCUUGGACUAUUGAAUGUGGUUGAUUUGGUGAUUUUUAUUGCCUUGGAUCAACAGCACUAUGGCACACCUGGUAUUCAAAUACUCAACGGUGUAUUCCAGAUUGCCUCCACCCGCACGGCUGGAUUCACGAUAGCCUCUCUGCGUGACCUUUGCCCAGCUGUGCAAGUCUCCUUUGUCGUGAUGAUGUACAUCUCCGCAUUUCCAACAGCAGCGACUGUGCGAAAGACCGACACAUACAAGGGGGGUAUGGGAGACGCAGACAUGGACGUCAAUUCCCCAAAGUCACUUAUCGCACACAUACAAGAUCAACUGGGUUUCGACAUCUGGUACAUCUUCCUGGGAAUAUUCCUCAUCGCAAUCGCAGAGGGUCGUCAUCUGCAUGAUCACACCAACCAGGAUGUUUCAUUAUUUGCCAUCCUAUUCGAGGUCGUGUCUGCGUACGGGACCGUGGGCCUUUCUCUGGGAUAUCCCGGGACAGAGACAGGAUUGUGUGCGCAGUUUGGGGUUAUGUCGAAGAUCGUACUCGUUGCGAUGCAAGUGCGCGGUCGGCAUCGGGGACUUUCCAAAAACGCGGUUAUAUUUCCUGGGCUGGCUGAAGGUCGAGAAGAUAGUACGUUGGAAAGAGAGAGAUUGCUGUUGGCAGUGCCGUAA
Molecule: messenger RNA, 1584 nt
Organism: Aspergillus wentii DTO 134E9
Lineage: Eukaryota; Fungi; Ascomycota; Eurotiomycetes; Eurotiales; Aspergillaceae
Product: potassium transporter
Exons: 2
Coding region: 1-1584 (527 amino acids)
Biological process (GO): intracellular potassium ion homeostasis; potassium ion import across plasma membrane
Cellular component (GO): plasma membrane
Molecular function (GO): high-affinity potassium ion transmembrane transporter activity
Source: RefSeq, a predicted model, not a curated record